Messenger RNA from Pseudophryne corroboree (corroboree frog), 4226 nucleotides. It is a transcript of the gene HMGCR, whose product is annotated as 3-hydroxy-3-methylglutaryl-CoA reductase. The coding region runs from base 297 to 2951 and encodes 884 amino acids. Lineage: Eukaryota; Metazoa; Chordata; Amphibia; Anura; Myobatrachidae. The record is from RefSeq and is a predicted model, not a curated record. Gene Ontology annotation, biological process: sterol biosynthetic process; coenzyme A metabolic process; isoprenoid biosynthetic process. Gene Ontology annotation, molecular function: NADP binding; hydroxymethylglutaryl-CoA reductase (NADPH) activity; protein binding. The transcript is spliced from 20 exons. Gene Ontology annotation, cellular component: endoplasmic reticulum membrane; peroxisomal membrane.
CCCUUCCCCGCCUGGACAUACUGUGCCCAGAGACAUGGGUUGCCUAUGUCUUUGUAGCUAAAUAGGGAACAUAGUGGUGAGAAAUAUAUAAACCUAAUGAAGAGGACAAGUGGAGAGGUUGCCCAUAGCAACCAAUCAGAUUCUGUCAUUUAUAUAGUACGUUCUAUAAAAUUAGAUCUAUAAUGUGAUUGGCUUCUGUGGCCAGCUCCCCCUGAUCUCUAUUGAAGGUUUGAUACAUCUCACUAUGGAAUGCGUUGGCUCCACUUUAAUACAGCAAGUCACCAGGAACUGUAAGAAUGCUGUCCCGACUAUUCCGCAUGCAUGGCCAAUUUGUGGCUUCUCAUCCAUGGGAGGUCAUCGUGGGUACGGUGACCAUCACCAUCUGCAUGAUGUCCAUGAACAUGUUUACAGGGAACGAUAAGAUUUGCGGCUGGAACUAUGAGUGCCCUAAGUUUGAAGAAGAUGUUCUAAGCAGUGACAUUAUAAUCUUAACCAUCACACGCUGCAUUGCAAUACUCUACAUCUACUUCCAGUUCCAGAACCUCAGGCAGCUUGGAUCUAAAUACAUUUUAGGUAUUGCUGGGUUAUUUACCAUCUUCUCAAGCUUUGUCUUCAGCACAGUAGUUAUUCAUUUCCUAGAUAAAGAACUGACAGGCUUGAAUGAGGCUCUUCCAUUUUUCCUGCUGCUGAUUGAUCUCUCCAAAGCCAGUGCGUUAGCCAAGUUUGCCCUCAGUUCCAACUCACAGGAUGAAGUACGUGACAAUAUUGCUCGUGGCAUGGCCAUUCUGGGGCCUACUUUCACACUCGAUGCCCUUGUGGAAUGUCUGGUAAUUGGAGUGGGCACCAUGUCAGGUGUGCGCCAGCUGGAAAUAAUGUGCUGUUUUGGCUGUAUGUCCGUCCUAGCAAAUUAUUUUGCCUUCAUGACAUUCUUCCCAGCCUGUGUGUCCUUGGUCCUGGAGCUGUCCAGGGAGAGCCGAGAGGGCCGUCCAAUCUGGCAGCUGAGCCAGUUUGCAAAUGUAUUGGAGGAGGAGGAGGAUAACAAACCCAAUCCUGUCACUCAGAGGGUGAAGAUGAUCAUGUCCUUAGGUCUGGUCCUGGUUCAUGCUCACAGCAGAUGGAUAAGUGAACCCACUCCCCAGAAUAGUACUUCUAUUCAAGACCAUACGGUUUCCAUUGGCCUGGAUGACACCAUACCGAAGAGAAUUGAGCCCAAGGUGCCUCUUUGGCAUUUUUAUCUCUCCAGAAUGGUCACCAUGGACAUUGAGCAGGUCAUAACGCUCGGCCUUGCUCUUCUUCUGGCUGUCAAGUACAUAUUCUUUGAACAGACUGAGACCGAGUCUACACUCUCCCUGAAGAACCCCAUCACCUCACCAGUCACUGUGCAGAAGAAGCAAGAUCAGAGUUGUUGCAGAAAGGAGUCUGUGCUGGAAAAAGCAGCCCCGGAUUGUAAAGUAGAAGACCUCUCCUCAAAAGAGGAAAAAGAAGCGGUUAUAAAGCCAUUGCCUUUGGAGAAUUCACCCAAGCUCAAGUUUGUGUUGGGAGAUUCCUCAUCACCGGCAUCCUCAAGUGAAGAGGAGGUGGAAACCAAGUUUGAUAUACCAGAGGACCCCCGGCCCAUUGAUGAAUGUGUUCGCAUUCUCCGGAAUCCAGAUAAAGGUGCUCUGUACCUGAGUGAUGCAGAGGUGAUCAGGUUGGUGAAUGCUAAGCACAUCCCAUCCUACAAGCUGGAGUCCAUAAUGGAAUCCCCCGAGAGAGGAGUUGCCAUUCGUAGGCAAAUGUUGUCCGGCAAACUACCUCAGUCAUCAGCUCUUCAGAACCUGCCUUACAAAAACUACAACUAUUCAAUGGUAAUGGGUGCAUGCUGUGAGAAUGUUAUUGGGUAUAUGCCUAUACCCGUUGGUGUUGCAGGACCUCUGAUCUUGGAUAACAAAGAGUUUCAGGUUCCUAUGGCAACAACAGAAGGCUGCCUGGUGGCUAGCACCAACCGAGGAUGCAGAGCCAUAAUGCUGGGCGGAGGGGCACACAGCCGUGUACUUGCUGAUGGGAUGACCCGUGGACCAGUUGUCCGGUUACCAACUGCUUGUGAGGCAGCUGAGGUGAAGAGCUGGAUAGACAGUCCUGAGGGCUUCAAAGCAAUAAAAGAUGUGUUUGAUAGCACAAGCAGAUUUGCUCGACUUGGGAGAUUACAAGCCAGUGUAGCUGGACGAUACCUUUACAUUCGUUUUCAAUCCAGAACGGGAGAUGCUAUGGGAAUGAACAUGAUAUCAAAGGGCACAGAACAGGCUCUGUCUAGAUUACAAGAAGAGUUUCCGGAGCUCCAGGUUAUAGCUGUAAGUGGCAACUUCUGUACAGACAAGAAACCGGCUGCAAUCAACUGGGUGGAGGGCAGAGGAAAAUCCGUGGUGUCCGAGGCCAUCAUUCCAGCAAAAGUCGUACGAGAAGUGCUGAAAACAUCCACAGCUGCACUGGUGGAAGUUAAUAUAAGCAAGAAUCUGGUUGGCUCUGCAAUGGCUGGCAGUAUUGGCGGAUACAAUGCACAUGCAGCUAAUAUUGUUACUGCAAUCUACAUUGCUUGUGGACAGGAUGCUGCUCAGAAUGUAGGAAGCUCAAACUGCAUCACACUAAUGGAGGCUACAGGUCCCACAAAUGAGGAUUUGUACAUCAGCUGCACAAUGCCUUCUAUAGAGAUUGGUACUGUGGGAGGAGGAACUAACCUGGCCCCUCAACAGGCUUGCCUACAGAUGUUGGGAGUCCAAGGCGCAAACACAGAGUGUCCUGGUAGAAAUGCCUGUCAGCUGGCACAGAUAGUCUGUGGCACAGUAAUGGCAGGAGAGCUUUCUCUCAUGGCAGCAUUGGCAGCUGGGCAUCUAGUCAAGAGCCACAUGGUCCACAACAGGUCAAAAAUGAACCUUCAAGACCUGCCAGGCACAUGCACAAAGAAAGCUGCCUGAGCCCACAGACAGGCAGGAAUUCUACUUUGGGAUCACUGAAGGACCAUAUUGGAAACGAAAAGGAAAGAGCUGAAUAUUUAACGGAUACAUUUCUUUAGAGCAUUGGUGCUUUGUCAGCUGAGGCCACUCAAGAGGAAAACCUAUACCAGCUGCAAACUGUGUCACAAGCCCUAUGUUUCGGCUGGACAAACCAAAGGAGCCAGUCGGCCAGUGGCCUCAUUAUUGGGAGUCUUUGCUACUGAUGACUUAAACAUCCUGUUGACUCCUGCCUUUGUCAGACUGGCUCCUGAACUUCAGGUUAUUUUGUCCACCCUUUGUCUAAAUACCUAUGUCCAAUAUAUUAAGUCUCAAAGGGUCCAGUAAUCUGUCGAUUUUGCUGUACGUUUGCUAUUGAGACGAAAGCCAGAUGAACGGAGAAUGUUGAGACCGAUAUAUUUAAAACUACAUUUUUGUUUUUCUUAACACUGCUCACAGAAACACUGUUUAUAAUUGUGAAAGCUGUUCAUACUUCGCAGUCCUGUUUAAAGACUUGAUUUUCUUUAAUUAUGUUGGAAUAUGUAAUAUAUGUUUUAAUAAUAAUAAUAAUUUAUAUCUUAUUUUUCUAGCGUGAACUCCAUUCUUGAGAGAACACAGUUUCAAAAUCCAUGUUAUUUUUUGUUAGCCCAUAAAGAGCUUUUUACAGAAUUCUCCCAGCGACCUGCAAAAUAUUCCCAUUUGAACCCAAGAUAAACAACCUCUGGCAUUGCCACCAAUUGCAGAUUUACAGGUCCAGCAUCCCUAAGCAGUCGCUGGCUAGUAAGGUUUGCUGCUAUAUCGCAACAUCAGAACUACAAGUUGUAUUAGAAGAUACCGCAUUGUAAAACACAUCCUUAUAAUUUUACUUACUUUACCUUAGCUGUCCUUUUAUUUUACCUUGUUUAAUUCCGCAAACAAGGACAUACUUUAAUUACAUACAUGCCCCCAGCAGUGAAACUGGAAAUAUCUUUGUUUUAAUCAUUUGCUGGGAGGUGUGUAUAAUGUACAUCAGCCAAGAGGUAACAUGACAGUCUGAUCACACAUACUGAGUGUGUAAUCCCAACUCUAGAUUGCCAUACACUUAAUAACAUGUUUGUUUCUAGAUUUUGUAAUUGGCGUUUAUCGGAGGGAUGUAGUUGCUGCAGAGUGGUGUAAAACACCUUGAAUAUGUGUCACUGCCACAGGUGGUACCCGUGUCACCGUUCUGUACUGGCAAACAGCUGACAUUAAUGAAUAAAGCAUCUGUUUCCGUUUAUUUUC